Molecule: messenger RNA, 1902 nt
Organism: Oncorhynchus mykiss (rainbow trout)
Lineage: Eukaryota; Metazoa; Chordata; Actinopteri; Salmoniformes; Salmonidae
Source: RefSeq, a predicted model, not a curated record
UGACUGGAACAAAAUAUAAUUGUAUGAGCUAUGCCUCUGUGUCCCGGCGUUGUUGUACCCCUCUACUAUCUGGCUUGGUGGGGCGAUCUCGUUCUGCAUGCCUGCUUCACUGAGAUACAAUGUGUCGUCAUGCAUUUGUGCAUGCACGCUGUUAACGGUCAUACCCGUCUUGCUAAUUUAGCUAGCUCAUCAAACAGUAUUUUAUUCGCUUUUUCUGCACGAUAGCACUUAUUAAAGCGUUGAAACUCAUGGGGACCUCACUGUUACCACGGGUCAUCGAGCUAGCCCUUAUUUGGCAGCAGGGUUGCAUCGGUUUCCUUGGAUUUGACAGCUUGUUAGGCUGGCUAGCUAGGUAGCUAAUUCGCUAACGCGAACUGUUUAUCACGUAGCAGCCUAUGCUGACUAGCAUCGCUAGCAACUAGCUAACAUGGAUAAAGUCUAGUCGUGGGUCCACAAAAUCAAACAAAUGGUACUAACCUGAUGACAAAAUCAUGUUUAGAAAUUGUAGUAGCUAUUUAUGUUUUUGUUGUUGUUGUUGCUUAAUGACAUUGCGAAUAUCAUAUUUUUUGUCUUUUAACUACCGGUCUGUAUCUAAUCCGGUUUCGGCAUGAGAAAAGUAUUAAUGGCAAAUUCCAGCACUAACGGAUACCGGGAAAAAGAAAUAUGAGAACCGGACACGAAUGCGGAGCCACGCCCUAAAAUAACAUGUGACCACAAGGCGUUUGUGACGCAUUUAUGCGUUCCAAUUUUGUCAUAAUUGUCUGUAGGUUCUAAAUUGCUUAUGAGCUUGGCUUCCCUUCAGAAAGUAGCUGAUUCUUGUACUCUACAGCUGUAUUUUCCUACAGUUACUAAUAAUACUAGCAACAAAACAGAUUUCAUUCCUUAAAAUGAUAUUGCCAGAUGGAAGAAAAUAAUAAGAGCCUUGUCCCAGUCUCUAGACCUGCCUGUCUGUGUGGUGGAUGACCACCUGACCUCUGAAGCUGUCAAUGAGAUGGAGCAGAGCAACCUCAGUGAUGGAAACCACAGAAGAGGGAAAGCUCAACAUUGUGGAACAUCUGACACUUAUGGACUUCCUUCAAAACCUAACUGAGAAGCAAUGGAGGGGGAUUCGUGAGGGCAUGUUUGACCCGCUGACAAAACAUCAGCUUGCCGGCUUGUGUCUGAGGAUUGUCCAGUUUUUAUCGGACAAGCUGAUGCAGAUCAUCAUCCCAGGUCUUUACGAACUACUGGGCAUCCAAGAUGCUGCCUCCUCUCCAUUGUCACAGAGAUCUCUCACAGCGUCACUCACCAGUCUGUUAGACGAUAAGGUUAACACCAAGUCCCGCGUGAGAUUUACUGAGGCUGGUGUACCUAAGAGGCCAGGCAGUCGAAAGUCUUACAAUAGCUUUCGCAUCCCGACUCCCUACCCUUCCUCCAACUGUAUGGAGCAGGAAGAGGAAGAAGAACAGGAAUCACAACUUAAGUUCAAGGAGAUUUACCUGACUAAGGGCAGUCUGGGCAGUGGAAGCUACCUGCCCAAGGGGGCCAUGAGGACUCUAACCUCUCUGUCUGAUGUGCAGAAGAAAACAACCAACUCUGAGACGCUACAAGUUCUCUUAGGUGUCUCAGAGGACACCCUUGUCACCUGUGUACAGGACAGCCUGCAAGGUUCUCUCUCCAAACUUGCAUGCAUGUCCAAUUCUCCAUCUGGAAGUGCAGGCUCUAUGAUGCUAACCCCUGCUGUAAUGGCAGAGUUGGCUAAAGAUGUCAGUGGUCGUUAAGAGUGCCUCCGCUAGCCAAACCUCUGUAGUGACACCGGUAAGGGGAGACUCACAGACCAAGGUGACUGAGAGCAUGGUGAGAGAGCUGGCUGCUAAACUUGAAAAAGUUGACCAAGAGAGCAAGAGUCUAACAGGGCAAGUC